This is a messenger RNA of Lactuca virosa, 3048 nucleotides long. NCBI's taxonomy places the organism in Eukaryota, Viridiplantae, Streptophyta, Magnoliopsida, Asterales, Asteraceae. The record is from the annotation of a GenBank genome assembly.
GUCUAUUUGAAACGAUUUCUGGUUAUCGUCGCACCUUGACCACUUUUUGAUGAGCUUGUGGAACUCUGAAAGAAGCCAUGGACCCGCCGGAGUUACCUGAGUGCCCGGUCUGCCUCCAGCCAUUCGACGGCGAAUCCACAAUCCCACGCGUCCUCGCCUGUGGCCACUCUACAUGCGAGACAUGCCUGAUCGACCUUCCAAAACCAUCCUUCCCUCGUACCAUACGCUGUCCAGCUUGUACCCAGCUUGUCAGCUACCCAACACAAGGUCCUUCUGCCCUCCCCAAAAACAUUGACCUACUCCGCAUCUCCUCCUCUCUUCUCCAAUCUAACCCCAAUUGCCUCAACUCCAAACCUAAAACCCCCACCGUAUCAUCAUCGCCAGACUUCAUACCCAAUUUUUGGUCUCAUGAAUUUCACUAUAAUUGGAAGGAAUGGGUCAUUCCACGAGACACAAUUUCGGUCGACACGAGCGUAGCUCUUGAUGAGUCGUUUUUGCUUGGAACGGCUACAAAUUCGGAGGCUUCUUCUGGGAUGUCUUCCAGGUGUUUGAUGAAAAGACAUCAAAAGGUGAGCCUGUUUAAAGUAGGUUCUUUUACUCAUAGUAACGAUAACAGAUUCAACUACAGUUACUUUGCGAAAGCUAUCUGGAUUUUGUUUAAAAUGAGGGAUGGUGCAUUAGCUGAAUUGAUGUUGAUUCUAACCGCAAGUUUGAAGGAAUAUCGAAUUUGUCCUGCUUAUGGGUUGUGGUAUAACGAGGAGACUGGGAAUUUAUAUCUUAUCUGUGAAAGGAAACAUACGACUUUGUUGAAUGUUAUUGAAUCAGGCAUUCAAGAUGAUAUAUCUAGUUUCGCCAUGAUUGGUAUGGAGUUAUGUGAAACCAUAAGUCGAUUGCAUGAAGCCGAGUUAGUAACUGGAUAUACUUCAUUAUCAUGCUUUGGUAUUGAUGAUUUUGGGCACCUAUUUAUCGACUUAAAUGAUGUGUUCAUGGUUGGACAUAGAAUUCAAAACAUGAUCUCACAGACCUUAUCGUUUGCAGAAAAUAAAGAUAGUAAAAGAUUGGAAAUGUACACAUUUCCUAGCCCAGAGUUAUUAGCAGAGUUUGUAAAGAAAAGAGACAUUGACUUGGAGUUUGGCAAGUCAACCAUUAGCUAUAGUUCAGAUGUAUGGUCGAUAGCCUGCAUAUUACUUUUGUUUCUAAUCGAGAAGUCUUUUGGUGAAGAGACACAAAACUUCUUGUGCAGUUAUAUAUUCGCAUUAGUCAAUGAAAAUGGUGAUGAUUGUGAAGAGUUACACCUGGCAUGGUUGGAUAAAGUUUCUGGUUUGUUAGAUACUAAAUUGGGUUCAGACUAUGUCUUAAUGAAGGAUCUGUUGCACAAAUGUCUAUGUUUGGACCCUGGGACUAGACCAGUUGUGACUGACCUUUGGAAAUCCAUGAGGGAAUUGAUUAUCAAACCAAAGUUUGAGGUAAUGAGAAGUGUGGAAGAGAAAGUGAUAAAUAAAAGCACGUGUCACUGUUUGCUUCUAGGAGACUUGUCAUGGCCAUUAAAGAAAACUGAUAAAGUUGAUAAGAAUGGUUUUAAAGAUGGAGACUUGGUGGUGGAGAGUGGUGUCAUUGAGGGUAUUCGUGAGAAUUCCAUAAAAUGCACUGAUUUGAAAGGUCAUCUCGAUUGCAUAUCUGGAUUAGCUGUUGGAGGGGGGUUUCUUUUCAGCUGUUCAUUUGAUAAAACAGUGAACGUAUGGUCUCUCCAGGGUCUUAAUCAUGUACAUACAUUCAAGGGUCAUGAACAUAAGGUAAUGGCUAUAGUUUAUGUAAACAGAGAAGCUCCAAUAUGCAUAAGUGCUGAUAAUGGAGGCAGCGGGGACAAGUCAAUAAAAGCCUGGUCAAUGCAUGAUUAUAGUUUGACAUGUAGUAUGAGUGGUCACAAAUCAGUGGUGUCCACAUUGGCAGUUUGUGAUGAGGUUCUGUAUAGUGGAAGCUGGGAUGGAAGCAUUCGGUUAUGGUGUUUAAGUGAUCACAGUCCUUUAGCAGUGUUAGGGGAGGAAGAAGCAGCAGCAUCACCAUUUGGCUCUAUUUUGUGUCUUGCUCUUGAUAACCAGACUCUUGUUGCAGCUCAUGAAAACGGAUACAUAAAGGUAUGGAAGAAAGACGUGGGUUUGAAGCCCAUUUCAGCACACAUGAGCUCCAUUUUCUCAGUUUGUAUGGAAGGAGAAUGGUUGUUUAGUGGUGGUUGGAACAAAAAUGUUGUUGUACAGAAACUAUCUGGUGAUGAUGAUGAUGUGACAGAAAUUGGAAGUAUUUCUGGUGAUUCGGUUGUUACUGCAUUGCUUUAUUGGCAGGGAAAGCUUUUUGUUGGCCAGGCUGAUAGAAUAAUCAAGGUAUAUAGUUUUGGCGGAUGAUUUGGAAACUAUGAAGGAGAAUAGUUAAAAGCUUCUUCAUGGUAUGGUUAUGAACUUAUGACUUAUGAGGUUAUAAGGUGAGUAGCAGUAUUGUAUUUGUAUGAGGAUAACUAUUUUAAAGAUUUUAAAAUGUGUACAUAUAAACAUAUGCAUAUACCCACAUAAAUAGCACUGUAUAUACAAACAUAAACUGAUACACACACAAACACAUAUACCCUUAUAAAUACAUGUAGCCUAUAUACUGACAUACACAUGCCAUGCCAUAUGUAUACACACUUAAACACACAUGUACAUUGUACAUAAGCAUGCACAAAAGAAAUAUAUGAGAAAUUGUUUCUAAAUAUAGUGACGACAAGAUAUCUAGUGUAUGAGGUGAGUUUGUGCUCCAAAAAACAAUAUUGGUGUUGGAGUGUGAUGUUAUUGGUUUUGAGUGCUGUGUUUAUAUACUACAUAGUCUAGCGAGUUUGUUUGUUUUGUAUUUGAAUCAUUUGUGGUAUGUGGUUUUAUUGAACAAAAUGAUUGCCAAUUUUUAAGUUGUUUUCGUUAUUGGAUUAGUGGAUUUGAUUUAAUAUUUUAUGAGUUGGUGUUACUUUAAUUGUUUUCUUGUUUAUUUUUCAAUGCAUCUAUUUAUGCUUGAAUGUUGAUGGUU